Molecule: messenger RNA, 15557 nt
Organism: Lymnaea stagnalis (great pond snail)
Lineage: Eukaryota; Metazoa; Mollusca; Gastropoda; Lymnaeidae
Source: the annotation of a GenBank genome assembly
AGUAACUCAUCCAUUACUCAGUGCUGCAAAUUGUAUACAAAAUGGCUGACUUUGGAUAUCAAAGAAGAAAACUAGUGAGUUUAUUAUCAUUUAAUCCAUAUUUAAGCAAAGAAGGUUAUAUUUAACAAUAUUUGAAUUACAAUAUAAAUAUUGCAAGCUUAUUUUGAAGUUCAAAACUAAUUUUAUUUACGCUUUAUUGCUUUACUUUAAGCAGUUAAUGUUUCAACUUUCAUGUUGCAACUUGCAUUUCAUUAACUAACUUAGACUUAGAGUUACUAAGAAUAAGAGUUGAGUUUAUUAUUUGCUAUUAGAAUUUUAAACGCUGCAAUAAAAUUCACUUAGGCCUAAGUAACAAUGACUUAAAUCUAACAUUGGGUAAUCUAAUAUUUCAGCCUCGGUUAUGAAAAAAAUCGCGUUGUUCUGGUUUGAAUUUGAAGUGCUUUUAAAAGGUUAUUCUUUUAUUUAUGUCUGUUAAUAGUACAGUGGAGAGGACCACUGAAUUUUUGGUAGCAUAGAAAGAGAGAGUGAGUGCUAUUUUCUUGUUGAGGUGCCAUGCCAAUGGGCAAUCACAUUAGGGGAGGCUCACUUAUUGAUAUUGUAUCAGACGGAUGGGCGGCUUAUGCAAACAUAAACCAAAUCAGACUUAGAAACUAUGAACACUCAGUUGUUUUUCAUCAAAAAAAUUUAUUCAAUCCACACACAGACUGUUCAAAAUAUUUGGAUGCACACAAAGCGCAAACUGAAGAAACAGUUUGACACAAGCAGGCAUCUUUUCCCUUCAUUUGAGAUGAAAUAAACUCAAAAUCUGUUUUCUUUUCAUACAAUAAAUUGUUUAGAUAUUUCUAUUUUAAAAAUGUUGUCUUUUUUAUAUCUGCUGAAAUGAAUACCGGUAUGUGCAAUGUCAUAAAAAAAAUUACCUACCUUUUAUUGUAGUAUAAUACCGGUAUGUACAAUGUCAUAAAAAAAAUUAAAGCAAUAACCGUUUAAGUACCACUUCAAACCAAAACCACAUGAUUUUUUCAUAACCGACUCUCAAGUGAUACACUACCUUUUAUUGUAGUAUAGAACCUUAUAAUUAGUUUAGUAUAAAUGUUCAGUAAAUUCCAACUGUAAAUUGCUUGGACCGUUAGGAGGGUAUAAUUCUGACUAAGUAGUAAAACUAUUUAACAAUUUUUACUGAUAAAUAACCAUUUAAUAAUAUGAUUUUAAUUGUUAUUCUUGUAUGGAAAGCUAAUGAGCUAAUAAAAUCUUAAAAUAUACAAUCCUUCUAUAUUUAAGGUUACUAUUUGUCUUAUUUUUACCAGUUCAGUACUAGGUUUUAAACCUGAUUACUCAUGAGCUAUAACCAGUACAGUUAAAGACUACAAAAUUAAAUAUUAAUUAAAAUGAUAAAAUAAAUAGGCCUCCUCAUUAUGUCAUUGCAUUAUUUAAAUUUGAUAACUUUUAUAUUAUUUCUGAUUUUUACUGCAACAAUCCCUCUUUAACCCUUUCAGCAUUAGUAGAUUACCUUAAUUGUGUGUGCUGAACAUUUCUGUCUAUGUAUUUUCAUUGUUUUUAAUGGUAGUAAUUUUAUUGCUGCUAAUGUAAAAAGAAAUAAACAUGCUACAAGUUAAAAUAAGAGCAUGGUAGAUAGGAAAGCUCCAGCAUGAAAUAAAGGUUCAAAUUAGAGAUUUUGAAAAAUAGCACAUUGUAUUCAUUAAAUACAAUGAAAACUAUAUGAUUUUUUUUUAAAAUCAGGAUUACCUGCCUGAUGAUGACUUCCAAUACAGUGAUACUUUACAAGAGGACUCUAAGGUAGAUGAUAUAAAUAAUCAUGAAAAAACUGCAAUGAAUGUAAAAAAAACGUAUUCGUUUCUAAUUUUAUGUAAUAUUGUUUCUUGGUGUCGAGCGAUUGUAGAAAAAUAUUUGUAUUAUUUAGUUAAGCUUUUAACAAAAAUUAUUUAAAACAGGAAGAGAUUCGUGAAUGGAUGGAUGUUAACAGAAAGCUUCGCAGGCAUGGGAUGGAGUCUGUUCGAGUCUUUUCAUCACAAGAUGUUGCAUUAAGUUCAGGUUCAGAAUGAUUUUUUUUGUGCAAAUAUUUUGUAGAGAGUUCAAUGGUUUGAUAAAAAUGUUUUUAUUUAUUAUCCAUUGAAUGUAGAUUACCUUUGAAUGAGAACUUUAUUUUUUAAAAGAAUAAGAUAUUUGAUGUGUUUUUAUGCUGGGUUUAUUUCCAGUUUUAUUUGAAAAAUGCUGACAAGUUUAGAGUUUACUUGUUAAAUUUUUUCUGUACUGUUAAAAGAAGCAGACCUGUUUACCCUCAAACUCUUAAAAUCGUAGAGUAUCAUCACAAAAUCGUUCAAUACGUUAUAUUUAUAGUAAAAAAUUAACAGUAUAUACAAUCUAUGCGCCUAAAAAUCGUACAUUGUACGCCAAAAUCGUAAGAGUAAACAGGUCUGAAGAAGAAUGAUAAAAUAUUUUAUUUUAAUUUAAAUUAAAUAUAAAGAAAAGAUUAAUUUUAUUUUUAAAAAAAAAUUAAUUAAAGAUUUUGUAUUCAGUUAUUUGGUUUUAACUUGUCCAAAAAAGAUUAUUAAAAAAAUUGUCAACAAUUUUCUAUAAAAGAUCUAAAAAAUUACUUAAAAGUUGUCAUUUGUAGAAUUUUGCAAAAUAACAUAAGUCUCCCCUUAAAGUUUAAAAGCAAGUGUUACUUAAAAUAUCUAACCACAAAAUUUACUUUUAGACACCUAAAACAAUUUUUUAGAAUAUAAUAUUCUAGGAAGCAUGUGAAAAUUAAAAAAUAUCUUUCAGUUAGCUUAGUUAGCAUAAUAACAACAUGUUAUGUAAUAUGCAGUUGAUACCAUUAUUAUAUAUUUUACAACAUAUUCUUUCAAUUAUUUUAGAAAUUAAUUGUUUAAUAUAAUUUUUCAGGUCGUUAUAUUUGUAUAGACUUAGAAGCAAGCCAGUCUCUAAGGACAGCUGUUAUCUCUCUAAUCUCAGAGAUUGAAAAGAAAGAAAACGUAAUGCAGGAGGUCCUGUUAACCAAUUCCCAGCUACAGUAAGUUAAUCUCCUAAUUUGUUUUAUAAUGCAAGAAAAUAAUUCCUGAUAUUAUCUACAUUGUUUGUCAGUCAACUCGCCAAGGACCACUUUAAUCAUCUGAUUCUAUGUUGCUCGGAAUGAUUCUAUCUCGCUAUGUGCAGGUCGGUGAUGUUAACAAUUCUGCCACAUAAUUUUCUUGUGCAGCAAUUACCAGGGAUAGAUGGGAUAUUUCCAGCUGCAGUGGUGACCUGGGCUUUUCUGGAUGAUCUUUUUUGUUCUGUGGCAGCUGCUCUGUUUGUUCAUGUUGCAUUGAGCUGUUUUGCACCAACGAGCACGAAGGAGCUUAAUCCUUUGCCUUGUUUCCACGUGUCUAGGUUUCUGUGGAAGGCUCUUAGGGUUCUUUCAUGUGUUUCUUCUGACCACCAGCAUUAAAAUAGUUUAGAAGCUGGUUAGACCUGCCUGUGCCAGUAGCUCAGUGUCUGGGAACCACCAGCAAACCACAGCAUUAAAAUAGUUUAGAGGCUGGUUAGACCUGCCUGUGCCAGUAGCUCAGUGUCUGGGAACCACCAGCAUACCACAGCAUUAAAAUAGUUUAGAGGCUGGUUAGACCUGCCUGUGCCAGUAGCUCAGUGUCUGGGAACCACCAGCAUACCACAGCAUUAAAAUAGUUUAGAGGCUGGUUAGACCUGCCUGUGCCAGUAGCUCAGCGUCUGGGAACCACCAGCAUACCACUGCAUGUAAAUAGUUUAGAAGCUGGUUAGACCUGCCUGUGCCAGUAGCUCAGUGUCUGGGACCUUGUCCUUCCAUUUACAUGUAUACAUAAUUAGCAUGAGUCAAAUAUGGUCAAGUUAAACUUAAAACUUAUUGUUACGUACCGCUAUAAUGUAGAAAAUUGAAUCUCUUAUUUUACUCUAUGGCUCAUGUCAAACAGUACAUAACAAAGGACGAUACCAUUAAUUUAAUACCGCAAUAAAGAACGAUACCCAAACUAGGGCUAUUUACAAUUAAUCAUUUAUUAAGUUAAUUUAAAAUUGCAAAGUCAGAAUAAAACUAAGGCUAUUGACUGCAGAACAGCAACGAACUUGUACUGGUAAAAAGGUGAAAAAGGUGCACACACACACACAAUAAAUAUUAUUAUACAAAUCUACAAUCAGUACUGUAUCGUAAAACGCUGUCUCUCUCUUUGUCUCGCAGUCUCUAUCUCGCUGUGUCAAUUUCUUUUUUAUAGUCUUUCUUAGAGACUUUUCCAGAAAAGGGUUCGGCAUUGUAUCUCAACCCGUCUCAUAAUUUCUAAAGAAUUCUAAUUAUAAAAAUUAUAGACUGUGUUUAUGUGUAGUCAAGAGAGAGAAUUUGUAAUUAAACCACACCCAUCGUCAUGCUCAGGUUCCCGAUGUAAACAAGACGCCUACUGUAACACUUAGCAAAACUGAUUUCUUAAUUUGAAACUUUAUAUAGAAGAAUCGGCUCAAAACCCUAAAAAUUAUUUCAAAAUACAAUACUCUGAUCAUGCUUAACUAGGGUAAUAAGGGGAGAGACUGCAAUCAGGUUAGCACUAUAUAAAAUGAGUAACCCUUGUUUUGUUGCGUUCCUUUUUUCAUGUUUACCCCUACUUUGUUUUACUCAUUUUAUAUCAUGCUUAACUAAAAGGCACUUAGAUUUCAGACUAACUAGUUUUAGAAAUUUCAUAUAAAUAUUUAUGAAUAGAAAUUAAUGGUGCAAUCAGUGAAAUUUCCUUAUCAACACCAGGAACAGAAACAUUGCAAAUCCCAUCUACAUGCAUAGGAGCCAAAAUGAUCAAUAAAGUGAUCGUGGGCCCUAAAGAUAUAGAAGAAGAAGAACUAGAUAUUUAUUUAAAACUCACAUAACUUUUUGUUAAAUUAAGCCAUAUAUUAAGCCUUCACAUAUCACUUACCAGGAAAAAAGCAAGUCAGCUGAGCAAUGAAGUUGAAACAGCCAAUGCUAAGGCCAAAGACAUUAAAGUCAUGCUGGAAUGCUCAAGGGCUCGUGUGCAGGUGAGUGAUGACUAGAUUUAACAGCCACACAAAAAAGAUCUUCAUCACAGUGGCAAUGCAUCUCAGGAUUAUAUAAUAUUUUUUAAAGCUUUUAUAUCAAGGUAAUUAUUGAGUUUCUAAGCAUUUCUUUAUCUUAAGCAUAUAAUAUUUUAGUCUAUAUUAGUUUUAGACAAGUUUUGUACAUGUUAUUGCGAGACUUUACAUAUUAUAUGAGUAUAAUAUAUCGUUUACCAGUACGGUAAUUUAAAAAAUUCGUACACACACUUAUAAAGUGACCCCUUACUUUUAAGUAGAUUAAUGAGACACAAACAAUUUAUGUAAAUAAAACAAUAUAGAUUAAGCUUUAAUAAUGAUUAAAUAUAAUACAAAUGAAAAAGCUUUUCGGCAAAUGCCUUCAUCAGUACAACAACAAAAUUAAUAUAAGUAUAAAUUAAACUGCAUGCAAGUAAUACACCUGAUAGAAUGUAUAUGCAGAAUAAAUUACUAAAAAGAUUUGGUACUUUGACUCAAUACGGCAUAAACCAAAUUCACAAUUUUACAUAUCUGCAAUGUCUUUUUUUUCGUCUAUUUUAAAUUUUACUUCCACCCACUUCCUUUCUGUUUUUCUGGGCUUUGUUUUCUUUAGGGACUUGCGCCCAUUCUUAUUCUUUUCUCUCAUUGCUAGGCAGGAUACAUAUUUAUAUAUUACGUAAAUUUAAUUUGUAUCUCAUUUAUCAACUUAAAAGCUUUCUCUUAGUUCAACACUCUCUUAAUUAAUUGAUACUUUUAAGUACCGGUAGCAUGUUUUACCCAUACUUUCUUGCAUAAUGUGUGGUAACUAUAAGAUAAGUCAGGGUAGGAAAUUUCUCUCAACAGGAAUUGGAAGAAGAUAGAUCUCGAUCAAAUUCUAGAUUUGCAGAAGAGGGGGAGAGAUUAAAGAACACAAAAUCAUCCAUGGCAUCAUCGUGCCGUCAGUUGGAAGCUAAAGUGGCAGAGCAAGAAAAAGAGUUGGAGAGAUUGCAUAGAGAGGUCCUAUCUUAUUCUCAAGAGGUAAACAAUUGCUACUAUUUAUAAAUUUUUCCCUUGGUUCCAUUUGUGUCAAAUUGAGGGUUACCCUCCCACCACUCACAUUUUUAUUAUUUUUCCAAUUAGAUUUUUCUGCAAUAUUGUACAACGUAUUAUGAACCUAAUAUAAUAUAUGUUUCAUUUUAAUCUUAAAGAAUAAAACUACAUUUUCUUAUGGUUCUUAUGGAAUUUAAAUCAAUUAGCCCUUAAACAUAAAUCUUUUAUAAAUAUUAAUCCCAUAUUUAUUUUUUAAAAUAAAUCAAAAUAAAUCCUAUUAAGUAACACUUUUUUAAUACCUCAAGGAGGAGCGGAGGAACCAGCGUAAUAAAAAAGCAUUUACAGAAUUUAAACAUAGGCCGUACAGGGCUAAUUCAGCUGUGGAUCAGAAGUAAGUGAUAUUUAAUCACUGUCAAGAGUACGCUUUUUACCCUAUUAAAUUCAGGUAACUAAAUGGCAUCUCUACAUUUGCAUAUGCUCUGGUAUUGUGGUUUGGUUCAGUAGGGUUUGGUUUUGCAUUAUUUGUGCAUAUGGGGAGAGAUUCUCCAACAAUCUGCAUCCAAAACAAAAUAAAUGAAAUUUAUAGAACCUAAAUAUAAUAUCAAAAUAAAACUAUCUUUGUAACAGAUUGCAGAUCUGCCCAAUGACAUGUUAGUAACUUUACCCCAAGCCUUAUUCAAAGUGCUAAUGUAACUUGUUUUAUGUAAUUAGCUGUUUUAGUUGCUAUUUAAAAUUAUGUAAAUUUCCUGUUUUAAAUAAUUUAAAAACAUUCUUAGAAAUUUACAUUUUUUCCCAGGAUUUCCUCACAAAAUGUGAGGUUUUUUUCUCUUGAAAGUGGAAUAGAUCUACAUUUUUAAUCCUUGUAUGUUAAAAAGAAAUCAAUAAUUGUAAAGCAAUAACUAUUUAUUAAAGAUGUCAUGAAAGUAUAAAAUGUCAGAACAAAAUAUUUUAUUUAGUCUAUAUUUUUAAAAUUCAACUGACAGUUUUUACCAGAAAAAUGUUUCGUUUGUUUAGGGCUUUAACUUAAGUCAUGGACAUCAAUCGGAAAAUUCCUUGUUUUUAAGUUUAAGUAGAUUGGUUGAUACAAGGGAAAAAAAGUAUACAUUUUGUGAUAGAAUAAUUUGAGAUAAUUUAAGUUGCAUUCAUAAACUGUCUAGUCUGGUCAUAUACAGCUUAUUGCACAAUUACUUAUAAAAUAUUAUUAAUAAUAUUAUGCAACUGCUGAACUUAAUUAUAUGCAUUCAGCCAUUCAAAGUAAAAUCUUAAAAUAGAUAAUCUUUUUUCUUUGUUUGGAUGCAGCUAAUUAGUUUGUAUGCUAAUAAGGGACGGUGUCUGAAAAUGUACAAGUUGCACUUGGGGGUGGGGAGUAUACGAAUGGAAAGAUAAUCAAUUUGAAUGUAAUAACUUUACAAAAAUUAUUUUUAUUUGUAGCAUUGCUACUUAUUUCACGAGAGUGAGAAUAUUUAGAAAAUUAAGUUUCUUAUUAAGAAGAACAAAAUUACUGUUGUUGACCAAUAGAUUCACAAAUAUUGUGUUCUUGAAAAAAAAAUAUCUUAAAUUUAUUCCCAUAAACUUAUCCUACUGUGAUGUUACCCAGUGGCAGCACUUACAGGUCUGCAUAUUAUGCUUGCUGCCUACGAAACAAACUGUAAGGAGUUCAAAAAUUAGAAUUUCAGAUCUAAAUGUGCACACAUUUAAAUUUUGGUUUAAGAUUCAAAUCACAAUUUACUUGAAAUGUAAUAUAUUUGGUUAAGUUCAUGAGCCUUUAAUUAAUUUUUUUUUAGUUUAAAUUUUAAUUUAAACGUUUUAUAACCCGGGGUCUCAAAGUCAAACCAACUACUUUUAGGCUGCAUCAUACUUAAAUAUAUUAUCAUCAAACCUUUUCUUAUUACAUUACCAGAGACCUAUCAGCUGGAUGUAUAAAAGCUAAAAAUGAGUUUUGAGACCCUUUUAUAGUAAUAGACUAAGCAUUUGCCCAGUUCAGCCCAUAAUUCCUAAGUUUAAGGUUAAAUGUGCCAAAAUCUAGAAGAAAAAUUAUACUCUUUUAUUGAUUUUAAUUAUUCACUGACUUUACAAAUAUAUUUAAAGUAAAUCACCAGAAUAACAUGCUAAAAUAUCAAACGUUGUUUUAGUCAUUAGUUUGAAAUAGAAUUAUGCUUUUAUUUCACUAACAAUUUUAUAGUUUCUGCCGGUAAAUUCAAGUUUUUCAUCUCUUUUAUCAAAAUUGAUUCAGCUAUUUUAAUAUGCCUUAUAAUCAAUGCACUGAGAUUAUUGUAUUCCAUGUAGAGUUGGAACUGUUCAAAAUGUAAAGCACUUUUAAUCUACAGCUCUAAUUUUGAUUGAAGUGAAAUAUUUGAAAAGAAGAUGUGGCUUUGAUAAAUUUUAUUUAAACUGAAAGGAAAUAAAAAACAAAAAAAAAAACAACCAAAAAAAAAGAAUAAAUGUGUAUGUUUCAUGCAUUUCUUUCAAUGAAAUGCUAAUUACAUAUUUUUGGAUAGUUUCAUAUAUUAUACUUCUUUUUUUUGCUUUUUAAAAACUAUUUUGUAGAUUACUGGACUUGAUAGAUUCUUACGAAAAGCAGAUCCAUAUCCUGCAGAAGGAACUUGAUGAUAACAGGUGAUAAGCAGUUUUGACUGGUUUUGAUAACUGCUUUUAAUAAUGCAGGCUUGUGACUUUGGGGUCAGGAGUGGCUGAGACAAUACUUGUAAUAAUAGUGGGUGUGGUGUGUCUAUGGGAGCAGGAGUGGGUGAGACAAUAAUUGUAAUAAUAGUGGGUUGUGUCUAACUAUGGGGGCAGAAGUGGGUGAGACAAUACUUUUAAAAAAGCUUGGUUUUGUCUAUCAGGGCUGAGACAAUGCUUUGCUCAAAUUUGUAGAUUCUCAGCUGUUGACAAGGUUUAUUAAACUUCUCUUCUAAAAAUGUUUUGGGCUCUUUAGAUCCAGAAUUAUUUUCUCUUAUGCAGGUCACAUAACUGACUGACCACCCUUGAGAUAAGGAAUUUUUUUUUAAAAGUCGCCACACUCCACUAAUAAUAAUUUAUUUAUAAUUAUUUAUGUCAUUUCAUUUAAUAUACAUCUAAAAAGGGUCUUUAAGGUAGUGUCGAUUUUUUUCUACAAAUGAAAAACAAAAAUUGAAAUUUUUAAGAAAAAAAAAACAACCUCUGUUCUAAAUAGUGUGAUUAAACAAUAUCUUUAUUAGAUGAAAUACGUUCUUCCUCAAAGAGGUAAUGUUGGAACAAGUUUAGAUUAUUUAAUAAAUGUACAUUGUUUAAAAGAGCUAAAAUCACUUGAGUAUAUUCAACAACUCUAAUCUUUUUCACCUUCAAGGCUUGGAGAAGUUUCUUCUGAUUUUGAAGACCACUCACAGUCAAAUAAUAAUGUAAAAGAUAUUAAUAAGGUAAAAAAUAAAUAUAUUUGUCUAUUUCUGUUUUUUAUUUAUAUGGCACAAAUAAAACCUUUUUUUUUUUUGCUUGCCUGAUAUAUAUUCAUUUAAUUUAUUUUUUAUUGAAGUCUAGAUUUUAAUUAAAGCUGUUAAAAUAUUUACUAACCAAUCUUAAGGCAAAAAAUGUGAUCCAUUUUGGCAUUAAUGCUUCCAAAAUUAGUUUAAUUACUUUGUUCACAUAAACUUUUAAAAAUUAAAACUAAAUAAUAAAUUUUGUCACAGGGAAGUCUUAGUUUUUUUUAAAUAUUACAUUUUUUUGUCUGCUCUUUUCUUUGUUUGCAGUUAUAUGAAAAGCAGCUGAGGGAAAAAGAAAAAAAAAUUAAGUUGUUAGAAGAAGAGAAUAAAAUGUUGAAGCGAGACUUUGGUUCAAAGUGAGUCUGGCAUCAUGAAAUUUAUAAGGAAUUAUAUAGGGUUAUGUAUGGAAAUAUGUAUAAUUAUAGGGAAAUAUAUACUAAUAUAAUGAGUUUGCAGAUAACUAGUGCGACAGAGACAUAAACUGUGUCUAUUCUGGUCAUAUGCAGCUUAAUGCACAAUUAAUUAUUAAAUAUUAUUAAUAAUAUUAUGCAACUGCUGAAUUGUGAGAUAUAUAGAUUUUUUUAAAAUGCUCUAGUUAAACUAAUAGUUUCUUUAUGUGUGUGAUUUUUGAACAGGUAUGAAAUUAAAGACUACAGACUGCAAUCUCUUAGAGUUAAGAAGCUGGAGAAUUUGCUUCAACUCCAUAACAUCAGGUAAUGGGCACAGAUGUACAAAUAGAACCAAUGUGGAAUAUAGACAAAAUGUUGGUUUAUUAUUUGGUUUGAAGCAGAGUUUCAUAUAAAAAAAUAUUGUUGGCUGAAUUUUAAAAGAUUCCCCAACAAAUAAACAAAAAUAAAAAUGAAUGUCAAAGUUUUAUUCAGUUUUUUGCUUGUUUUAUAAACAAUAUUAAAAAAAACCAACCUAUGUGUAAUGUCUGAUUGCUAAUGUUUUGCAAUUAUUUUGCUAAUAAAAAAAAUUCUUACGCUACAUCCAAAGCUUUUUUUCCCCCUUCAAUAACUUUUACAUUGAGUUUAUAAUUACAUCAAAGUAGAGAUUAUAUUAAAACUUGUGAAUUUAUCAGUCAACAUUUAUUUUUGAGGACUAGCUCAGCUGUAAAUCUUGGCAGCUUGGUUUCAUUAAAUUUUACUUUUCAGACACGGCCCCAUAGAAAAGUUUCAAUGGUAAUGCAUUAGCAUUUAGAAAUAUUUGGUCAGGCCUAGUUAUGUGAAUAUUUUCUGAAUUACCUCUUGAAAGCUAGUUGAAUCUCCAAUUAAGGUUGGGGUGUAGACCAAAAUUUGAUUCUUAGAAAUUUGAGGUUUAACAAAAAUAUUAACUUUUAAAUGCUUUUGUUCAGUAUACCUGGAGAGAAGGCAAGCAAAGAUCCUUUCAUCAGGAGAAAAAAAUUUAGCACUAAACUUGAAGACUUGGAAUAUUUACCAUUAGAGCCAUGUCAUCACUAUCUCAAGGUAUGGCUGAUAGCUUUACGCAGGUUUUUAAAAAGUUAUGUUCAUACAGAUGAACCUGAUUGCUCCUAACACCAGUUAUUUUAUUGAAAAAAAAUAAUAAUUUUAAAAAAAAAUUAUAUUAGUAAUAUUAUUACCUACCAGGAAAUUUGUAAAGAGCUUGAGACUGAAAAUUUGGAUUGUAUGAUUGCUGAAAUUCAGGAGUUGAAACGUGAAGGACACAGUUCUAACAGGUUUCAUGAGGUACACUCUUUUAUUUUGUUCUUUAAAUUGGCAGAUAUAUAAAGUUAUGUAACCUUAACAAAAAUGUAUUUAGAAAUGGUUAGUUAACUGUCUAAACCUUUCAAAAUAUAUGAAGUAUUUAGUCUAUUCUAGUUUUCAGUUACAAUGUGUUAUAUUUAAAAUUGAUCUCAUCUGUCAGUACUGCAAAGAGUUGGCUGACAUUGUGGGCCUGAAUGAAGGCAACCAUCGGAAUCGCUCUUGUAGACAUGAGAAAAAUCCAGCAACUUUACUCUGUGAUAGUAACAUGAGGUAUUACUUGGAGGUAAGCAGAGAUUAGGAUAAUCUCAAACUAUCCCCUUGGGCCAGUUGAGCAGCUAUUUCAUGUGUAGAAACAUUACUUAGAGAUAAGAUGAAGGAGAGAUAAGGAUAAUCUCAAACUGUUAACUGAUAUUGGGGACAGAUGAGUGGCUGUUCAUCUUUCAGAAAUUAAGACUCUCUAUUUCAAAUCUGGCCUGUUAAAAAAUGGCUGCUCUACUAUAACUAUAACUAUAACUCUAAUAAUAAAUCUAACAUAAAAAAUUAAAAAGCUCGCAUGCAAUCCUAAGCUGCUUGAAAACUGGAAUGAACCCCAUUUUAUUAUUCUAACUUCUGAUCCCAGUUAUUUUCCUUAUUAAAAUUGUUGUGAUUAAAAAUACAUAUUUUAAAAGCCAUUUUACCUUUGUUGUACAAGGUGGUUGAAAACUGGCAUAAAGACAUCUCAGCCUUGGGUGAGCUUCAAGAGGUCAUCAAUGAGCUGCUAGACAAGGUUGUCCCAUGGCUGAAAGCUCGCAUGAACCAAGACCACAGCGUUGAGGAGAUGGUGGAGCUUCUUGAGAGAGUCAUCCAUGCAGAAAAGAAUGAAGGAAAGAAGGUGGGACUGUAAAAUAAAUUGUCGGAAACCAACCUAGAAUUUAAUGAGUAUUUCUAGAUUUAUUCAGAGAUCAGAUAGUCUAAGGAUGCUCAGAAAAAAAAAAAACAACACAGUCAAAUCUUUAAAAGUGAAGCUAAUAAAAACUAGUAAUAUUUAUUUUAUAAUACAGUCCUGAGUUUCGUCACCAAAAGUAAUAAUCCAAACGGUGGUGUAGCCAUGGGUGGGACCAACUAUAUAGUAGUAGUAACCCAUUUGACUACCCUCAGUUUGGAACCUCGAGUGACUUCCCAUUAAUUGCUACACUGCUAAAUAUAUUAAACAGUAGGCUAUAAGUUAAAAGUUAAGCAUAACUUAAUCUGUCGAAACAAAACAAAACUAGCAUUUAAUUUUAACAAAUUGAUUCAAUGAAUUUAAAUAAAAGGUCUUACACAUGGAUGGAUUUUCUUAAACUAUUAUACAAACAUCGACACCAUUAUAAUUAGAGGCUAAAAUAGUUACAGUAUUCAAUUUAUUUGAGAAAACGCAGUUGAAUUCAGACUAAUACAAAAACUUUUUAACUCAGGUAAUGAUGGAAGAUGUAUCUAGAACUACAUUAGAACAUAUAGUCAGUCACUUCCAGACCUUGUUUGACAUCCCCAAAAUUUCUGGGGUCUUCCCUCGCAUGAAUGAGAUCUACCGGGUGCUUGGAGAGUCUAAGAAUGUAAUGAACACAUUGAAGAGUUUACUGGGCCUUGGUGAGUAGUGGCAUACCCUGUCCUUAAAGUUAAUGAAGUACAUCAGCAGAGCAGACAUUUGUAUACACCCACAUGUUUUGUGCAGAACAUAUUUUAAAAUUUAAAUUAACAACUAUCACAGCAAAACUUUUCAUCGUGUGUUAAGAAUGCAGUUUGUAUUAUUUUUGUUCUGUCUGUCAUUUUUGGAUAUUAAAAAAAUAAGUAGACCUCUGCAGUAUUUUCUUCAAAAAUUUCUCCUUUGUUAACUAACAUUAUAUAUUUACAAAUAUCCUCUAAAACGUAAACUAUUGAUGCAAUCCUUUCAAAAAACUGUGUGGUAUUGAGCACUGGUACUGGGACCAUGGUCCGACGCCGCGCCGCACCCCGCGCCCCGUCCGUUCCUCUACUUCGCUGUAAUCCUUUCAAAAAACUUGGUGGGAUUGAGCACUGGUACUGAGUAGGGUUUCAUGCCAUUAUGAUUAAUUCCCCCCCCCCCUCCCAGAGGCUGAUAUCCACACCUCAGCGCUGGUAGAUGCAGUGGGUAGAUUAUGUCAUGUCCACAACUCAACAACAGCCAAACAACUCAAGAAACUCCUUCAAACAGAUGAUUUAAAUGGGUGAGCUCAGAAGGUUAUUAACACUAACUCAGGGUUCUGUAACCUUUUGACCAAGUACGAGAGCUUACCAACUUUUAAAAAUAUAUUUUUAGAUGCAUUUUAUUAGUCAUUUUAUUUCUUUGGUCUUCUGCAUGCUGUUGAAAAUGUCUCUUGCGCUUUGUCUGGCUCAUUGCCAUGGCAUUCAUUAACUUAUCAACUUAGGCUUGAUGAUAGUCACAUAUUUUUUUUUUUUUACUUCUUAUUCUUAUAAAUUAUAAAGAACUUAAAGUUGUUUAAAGUUUUGAUGUUUGUUCUUCAAGGGUUGUUCGACGCUUAGAGGAGCACUCUGACUUUUUCCCAGCUUUCCACGGUGUAAUGCAUAAAUUAUUUGAAAUUUUAGGUAAGUGCUAAUAAGAGUUAUCAGAAACAAUACUUAAAUCAAGUCUUAUGAGAUGAAAUUCACACAAGCUUUUCUUUUUUGUAACAAUGACUUUUAAUAUUGAAAAUACUUGAUACAUUUCUCAAAGUGCUCUUUCAAAGUUCAGGCUGUUUCUCAUAACUUUACAACAGGAGAAAUGCAACUUAAUUUCAUCGUUCAUUUCAAAUCUUUUACUAUCUUUUUCCCAUUUUACACCAUUGAAGAAUCCGUCAAAAUCAAUAUUUCAUGUAUGGCAAUAUAUUAUAUUAUAUUGAUCCAAAAUUUUUAAAACUAUUUCUUUGUUAUCUCCGCUAAGAGUAGAUAUAUCUAUAUUAUAAAUUUUUGUUGUUGCCUGUCUCCACAGGUGUAGACAAGAUGGAUGAAAUCCUUCCAGCUGUGCGUGCACUCAAGUUGUUAGCUAAAUGAUUCAAUGGCAAAAAAUAAACUGUGUAAACAUAUUUCCUAAAAUAUGAAGUAAUUUUUUAAAAGCAUUGCUCACAAGUCAUUAAUAUUAAUUAGUAGUUCCUACCCUUUUAGCACCAUGAGCCCCCAAGUAUGACCACCUCAGGUAAAUAGAGCAUAUGCACAUGCUUUAUCUACCGGUAAUUAUUGUAAAGAUGCUAUAUUAUUAACAAAAGAAAUAGUUUGAUAUUUCUACUUCAUUAUUAUAACAUCUCAAUUUUUUAAAGUAAUUUUUAAAAAAUCUACACUUAGUUAAUGGACCAUAUCCUUAGUUGAAUACAGAAAUCUGCAAAUUCUAAAUGAGAAGUUUUAGAUUUUGGGAUCAAAUUGCCAAGUUAUAAAUAAAUUAAAUAAAUGAUUUUGUUAUUUAGGAACCCCGUCAUUUUUUUAAAAAGAGGAUCUUGCAGUACCUGUAUAAAAUGUCAUGGGGCCUGGCAGAGCUGAAUAUUUUAAAAUGUGAUAAAAUUAUUACGAAGUUACUAAACACUGAAGGUGUAUUCCUUUUUUUUUGUAACAGUAAUAGCAAGUAAGAGUAAAUGUAAGCAUAACUUUUAUUUGUUUGUAUGAUAUAGUAAUGUAAUAGUAUUAUAUUUUACAUCUUCCAAUAAACGUUGCUUGAAAACACACCCUCUGCCCCUUAGCCUCAUCCACUGGAAAGAAAUGGUAGCAGGCUUAAAUUAAAAUACCGGUAGCUCAUUUUCAAGGAUGAUCGCAUAAAAUAAUUUUGGCUCACUAUAAUACUGUCUUCCACCUAAAUUAAGUUACCUUCUUUUGCUAAAGUUAAGACCGAAAGGUAUAAAACUUCCUUUGUUCUCCAGUUCUGUACCACAGUGUUUACCAAAUCUAAGUCUAAGGAUCACUAAUGAAAUCAUUAUUGUCACUAAAUGAGUUCAUUGAUGGCUGAUUUCAAUGCAAGAGCAACACUUAAGAUGUAUGGUGUAUAAAUUGUUAUGAUUGUAAUAGGUCGUCUUGGUUAAAGUACCCGCAUGCAAUUAAUUAUGUGCUGAAACUGAAUAUGUACAAUGUAAAAAGUAAUUUAAAAAAAAAUAUAUCCAUUUCUGAGGAUCAAUGAAAGAAUCUUAUCUUAUAACUUAUAUUAUAUACAAAAUAGUACGCAUGAGUUGUUUUUAGUUUUUAUAUUAUAAAUAAAUAUUUUAGCAGUCUAUCAACUAAGAAGAAUUGUAUUCAAUUCAUGUCUAUCAUGUUUAACUGCCAAAUUUUUGGCAAGUUAAUAAAUGCUCAACUCAAACAA